UCGCAGGCGUAGCCUUAUAUGGUUAUAUGAUUAACCUAUUAGUUUAACUUUUAUUCUAUGUAUUUUAUAUAUUAAACAGAAUGAUUGGCAUGCGAAUGAAUGCGUUUAAUGAUACUGGACUUGGUGAACCAGAGCAAGAUGCAAAUACAGCUCUCAUAGAAUUAGAUAAAGGCUUACGUUCCACAAAAAUUGGAGAACAAUGCGAAGCAAUAGUACGAUUUCCUCGAUUAUUUGAGAAAUAUCCUUUUCCUAUACUAAUAAAUUCGUCCCUAUUAAAAUUAGCCGAAGUUUUUCGAACUGGCAGUAAUUUUUUACGUGUCUGGGUUCUUAGAGUAUGUCAACAAAGUGAAAAGCAUCUGGACAAAAUUUUAAAUGUUGACGAAUUUGUUAGACGUAUUUAUAGCGUAAUACAUUCCAAUGAUCCAGUUGCUAGGGCUUUGACUUUGCGUACAUUGGGCAGUGUAGCUGGUAUUAUUCCAGAAAGACAACAGGUUCAUCAUAGUAUAAGAAGAUCAUUAGAUUCUCAUGAUUCAGUUGAAGUUGAGGCUGCAAUAUAUGCUGCACAAAUGUUUGCUGCACAAUCUAAACUGUUUGCUGUUUCUAUGUGCAGCAAAAUAUCUGAUAUGAUUAGAGGUCAAGCUACGCCAGCAUCAAUGAAAUUACAGCUUAUACCUAUUUUACAAUAUAUGCACCAUGAUACUUUUACAGCUUCAAUGGUAAAUGAUCUUUGCAUGGAACUUCUUGCUAGUUAUCCAGCAGUUGAAUUUGUCAGAGUUACAUUAAGUGCUUUAAGUACAUUGGCUUCUGCAACAUUAAUUGAUAUCCCACAACAAGUUGCACUUCUCUUACGUUAUCUACAAGAUGACCCAAGAUUGUCUAUCAAACGUCAUGCUUUACAUUUAUUGCAUACUUUAGCAAGGAAGGGGGCACAUCUGUGGCCACAGGGUGCUCUUAAUAAUUUAAUCGAAAGUACUACAACACUUCUACAAGAUGGUGCUGGGAAUAAAGAUCUCCUUAUUCGAACAUUAGAUGUGAUUGAGGUACUCAGUCAAAGUGCAGUAACAUGCGAUGCAAAUAGGGAAGAAGGAAAUCCUCUUUUAUCUUUAUGCGUAAAUGCGUGUUAUUCCCCUAAUCCUUUCGUUGCAGUAAAAGCAAUUACAAUUUUAGCCAGAGUUACGUGUUACUGCUAUGAAGAAGAUUUACCAGCUUAUGGUAUACAAGAUGUUGUAUCUUGUCUUGAAUCUUUAAUUGUAUUAUUAGCUCUGAAUGAUAAAUACCUACGUCAGUUGAGAGUCUGCCUGCGGUCAACAGUAAAAUUGUGUCGAGCACAGCCGAGCCACUGUUCAGUAUUUGUUGACGCUAUUGGUAGUACACUCUUUAAUACCAAUACAGAAGGUGGCCAGAGUGAAAGACAGGCAGUUGCUUUGUGUGAAGCUCUGGGUGCUAUUGGAAGUUUAGGAGAAAACACAUUACUUCCCCUUUUACCAGAUAUAUUGGUGAAACUUAAACAGACAUCGCAUAUACACGCAAAGGUGAUGUUAUGUACAUUACUUUUUCAAAUGGUGGCUGGAGGUUAUGAAUGGAAUGCGGAAUGUAUGGAAGCAGUAGAUGAGGUUAUUAAAAAUGUAGAUGGUUGGGCUAAGUAUCGAAUCGCACGCAGCGCUGCAAGAUAUGGUCAUCACACUAUAGCAACACAAAUAUUUAGAAGCCUAAAGGAAACGGUAGCAUCCGAGCAAUUACAUUUCUGGCUAUCUGGUUUGGAACUAGUUACGAAAGCUGAAAGCUAUCUCAUGGAGAAGACAGAAGAAAUGGAGAGCAAAGUAAAAGUACAUAUCGUUGAGAAGUUAAGCGGAGCUAUCGCGCGUUAUGCAAGCGCAUGUGCCUCGUUGAAGGCCGCUAGCACGCCUUUACGAAGUUUACAAUUUGCCAGCGAAUAUUCGAAACUUCGUUGCGAAUUUCUGCAAGCUAUUGUUCAACUGUUGCAUUCAUGCAGAUCUCUUUGCACGGCUCCACCACCUGCUAUAGCAGUUACAGUGGUUCUUGCGACGAAAGACGAUCUACAACGGUAUGGUCGCGUUACUCAUCAGUUGAGAAAGUCAGCGCAAGAAUUGAAAAAUUGUGCGGAGAACUAUCAAAAGUUAUACCAAUCAGCUUUUGACGCUGAUCCAGGUUCAUUGGCAAACAUAAAAGCAUUGCAAGAAAUGUGUCGUUUGCUUGCAAGUAGCGUCGAACGCGUAUGCGGUGGAUCAGGAAUCUGUACAUAUCAUCAGAGCGAGGUAAACUUUGAUUUCGGCGAUACCGUAGAAAUGCGUCAAUUAGCUCGUUGCUGUAAAGAAUUGCGCCGUCUGGCGCCUCCCUGGAUAGAUGAAAAUAAAACGGCGGCGAUUAGCCACUCGAGAGUCAAUUGUUUGAUUUCGCAAGUUAUGUUACUGGCUGGAAGAAAAAUGAGAUUACCAAUGCCACGGUAUUAUUUCCAAGCUUUACAAGCGACUAGCGUCAAGCUGUCCGUGUCACCGCAACCUCGUGUUCUCGGAGAACCGGUAUCUGUUCCUCAGGGUAGUCAGCUGGCGUUGAAGGUCGAGGGCGUGCUGCGACAUGGUCGUCGAGCUUCCCUUUACCGCAGCGUUGCUGCUGUUUGUAUUUCUAUUUCUACCACACCUCCGUCGAAGAUCAAUUCGGAUCAGAAGGAUUCGAACGCGAACGAGCUGCAACAGACUGUGACGCCGCACCGUGAUUUCUUCGCUUGCGAAUUUUUGCUUUCGUUAGGAAGCCCUGCGACGGGGACAACGGCAUGCGCAAGCACCACCGGUAAUGUAAACAGCAACACCAACACUGGUGGCGGACAAUAUCAGGUCACGGCAAGCGCGAGCAUACUUGACAAGGACGGCAACGUGUGGAAAUGUGGACCGCGUUCCACGCUUCAAGUCAGGGUACACGAAGAGCCUACGAAACGGAAGCUACCUUAACUCAAUCCACGUACAGUUUUUUUUAUCAUACAUAAUUUGUAUUGUAUAUAGAAACAUGGAAUAAAAAAAAGUUUUCAUUUUAA
This is a messenger RNA of Hylaeus volcanicus, 3049 nucleotides long. RefSeq names its product integrator complex subunit 7 (gene INTS7). The transcript is spliced from 13 exons. Bases 81 to 2966 code for a protein of 961 amino acids. Gene Ontology annotation, biological process: snRNA 3'-end processing. The record is from RefSeq and is a predicted model, not a curated record. Lineage: Eukaryota; Metazoa; Arthropoda; Insecta; Hymenoptera; Colletidae. Gene Ontology annotation, cellular component: integrator complex.